UCGAUUUCUGGAACAAUAUAUCUUGAUAGCAACUAUUUUGAGGGACCGUUGCCUAACAAUCUAUCAUCAGGUGAUGCAGUGUCUAUCAUGGAUCUUCAUGAUAAUAAAUUGUCAGGUGAACUUGAUGUAUCAUUUUGGAAUAUUAAUUCCUUCAUUGGAAUUUCUUAGUGUUGCUAGCAACGGUUUAACUGGUCAAAUUUAUCCAACGAUCUGCAAAUUGAUUCGUCUUGAAUAUUUGGAUAUAUCCAAUAACAACUUUGAAGGAUCUAUACCAAACUGCAGCAGUAAGUUAAUGUUGUAUUUUCUGAACAUGUCGAGCAAUACCCUCUCAGGAUUUCCUAGUCAUUUUUUCAAUAGCUCCAACGUUGAAGUUCUUGAUAUAAGAUAUAACCGGUUCAUGGGCAGUCUUGAUUGGAUACAACAUCUUUAUAAAAUUAAACUGCUCUUGUUGGGCGGGAAUAUGUUUGAGGGGCAUAUCUCUGCAGAACUCUGUCAUCUCCGGUACUUGAAUAUUAUUGAUUUGUCACACAACAGACUUUCAGGUUCAUUGCCACCUUGCAUUGGUGCUAUCCCAUUUGGAUACCAUACAGAUGAUGACGUUCAUUUGUUCAUGUUCUAUGACGUGGCCUUGGAUGUGGGACUUUCUAGUAUGGAUUACAACGAUCCGUUGUUCAAUUAUGACGUCAAUUAUCUCCACCAAGGCUUCACCUUCUCCACUAAAGGGAACAUUUACACAUAUAGCCGCGGUUUCUACAGUAUCAUGUCCGGUAUUGACUUAUCGGCGAACAUGUUAUCAGGGGAGAUCCCUUGGGAGAUGGGGAAUCUGAGCCAUGUCAAGUCCCUCAAUCUAUCGCAUAAUUUCUUUAUUGAUCAAAUCCCAGCUACCUUUGCAAACAUGAGCACCAUAGAAAGCCUGGACUUGUCCCAUAACGAGCUGAGCGGACCUAUACCAUUGAAACUGACUCAGAUGUCAUCUUUGGAGGUGUUCUCUGUGGCCUACAACAACUUGUCAGGGUGCAUACCAAACUCCGGUCAGUUUAGCUCGUUCAACAUGGAGAGCUACCUGGGCAACACAAACCUUCAGAAUUCGUCACAGGGGAACCAGUGUUCUCCUAUUCUGGGCCCUAUGGAAGUAGACAAUGUGGACGAGACAUUUGAUGAUCCGGUCCUUUAUAUUAUCUGUGCCACCUCAUUCGUAUUGGCAUUCUGGGCCACCGUUGCGUUUUUUUUCUGCCUUCCAUUUGGGCAGCGUGUGAUGCUUCAACUAUAGCUCAUCACAACUGCUGGACAGGUGCAACCUAUGUUUUUCAUUUCUUCUAGUUAUGUGUAACGACAAGAGCCAUGUAUGCUUGAUAUUUUUGUUAUGUUUUGUUACGUUUUGAAUCUCUAGAACAAGUUUCAUGGUGUGUAAUAGUGUCGCAUUUUUCUUGAAAAAUGCCUCCAUCACAUUGUACAUUUGUACCCUUUUGCUCUGAGAGGAAUGUAGGCAUUAUGGACCUUGAACU
Panicum virgatum (switchgrass) is the source of this 1505-nucleotide messenger RNA. Its product is annotated as receptor like protein 21-like. The coding region runs from base 74 to 1270 and encodes 398 amino acids. Lineage: Eukaryota; Viridiplantae; Streptophyta; Magnoliopsida; Poales; Poaceae. The transcript has a single exon. The record is from RefSeq and is a predicted model, not a curated record. Gene Ontology annotation, molecular function: protein binding.